Molecule: messenger RNA, 2781 nt
Organism: Triticum urartu
Lineage: Eukaryota; Viridiplantae; Streptophyta; Magnoliopsida; Poales; Poaceae
Product: putative LRR receptor-like serine/threonine-protein kinase At1g51810
Biological process (GO): protein phosphorylation
Molecular function (GO): protein kinase activity; protein binding; ATP binding
Source: RefSeq, a predicted model, not a curated record
AUGGUGAUCAAUUUCAUUUGCUGGCCAAGUACCAAACUGGCAUGGAUCUUGGCGCUGCUGCUCAACCUGGUCAUGAUGAUUCAAGUCCACGGCCAGCCUCCUUCUGGGUUCAUAAGCAUCGAUUGUGGAUUGAGAAACAGCAGUUCCUACAACGACAGCACCACUGGGCUACGGUUCGAUCCUGACGGUAGAUUUGUCGAGGGUGGCAUGAGAAAACAGAUGUCUCAAGAGUUUAUGGCUAAUGCCACAAAUGAGCAACAAAAAACCCUGAGGAGCUUCCCUGAUGGCUCAAGGAAUUGCUAUACACUGCCAUCCACCAUUGGUAAGAAGUAUCUAUUGAGAGCCACGUUUACUUAUGGCAACUAUGAUGGGUUGAACAAGACUCGGGAUGGGUCACUCUUUCUUUUUGGGCUCCAUAUCGGCGUUAAUUUCUGGGAGGCGGUGAACUUGACAAACACUAAACCAUCGACUAUGGUAUGGAAAGAGGUGCUCACCAUUGCUCCGAGCAACUUCGUGUCCAUCUGCUUGGUGAACUUCAAUUCAGGGAUUCCCUUCAUAUCCUCGUUGGAGCUGAGGCCACUCGAAGAUAUGAUGUACCCUUUUUUCAAUACUUCGGUUUCAAUCAGCCUUCAUAGUCGAUACAGAUUGGGCAACGUCGCCGACUAUAUCACAAGGUAUCCAACGGACAUUUAUGACCGCUUCUGGAGAAGACAGCCCCCAUUAAACCCCAGGAGGAACCUCAACACUAGCAAUAAAGUGGAGAGCCUCCCCGGCAACAACUUCUUCCAUAUACCGUCGGUCAUCAUGCAAAAUGCCUUGACCUCAUCCAUGAACUCUUCCGGGAUGAUCAUCUCUCCGAUACCUUCUCCCAAUCUAGACACUAAGAGCCUGCAGCUUCUCCCAAUAUUUCACUUUGCCGAGAUCAAUGGGAGCAACCCGAACAGGAGGUUCGACAUCUACAGCGACGGCGAAUUGCUCUUCUCAGACUUCUCCCCUUCACGAUUCCAGGUGGACAGCAUGCACCAGAACGGUCGGUUCUUGCGCAACCCAAAUGCAUCCUUCAUCCUGAAGAAGACGGCCAACUCGACACUCCAGCCGUUGAUCAACGCGUUCGAGCUCUACUCCCUCGUUCGGAUGGAUAACCUCACUACUGACUCGGAAGAUGUCCAUUACAUGAAAGAAGUCAAGAAGCACUACAAUUUGACACGGAUAAAUUGGAAUGGAGAUCCGUGCUCCCCUAGAGAAUAUUCCUGGGAAGGUUUGACUUGCGACUACUCAAAGAGCAACCAGAAUCCAAGGAUUGUUUCAGUAAAUCUCUCUGCCACUGGGUUGAAAGGUCGAUUAGCCAUAUCAUUCAUGAACAUGGUAUCACUAGAAAACCUGGAUUUAUCACACAACAAUUUGACGGGAGCUAUUCCAGACUAUCAACUAAAGUCACUCAAAAUUAUCAACUUGUCAAACAACCAGCUCGUUGGGCCAAUCCCCGACUCUAUUCUUCGAAGAUUCCAGGCUGGCUUGCUUGAUUUAAGAUUGGAAGGCAACCCCAUAUGCUCGAAAGUCAAAGAUACGUACUGCUCAAAUAAGAAGAAUACCAUACAAACGAUGCUUAUUGCAGUGACGGUUCCUGUGGUACUGGUAUCCCUCCUAGUAUUGAUGUGCAUAACCUGGAAGUUAUGCUGGAAAGGGAAGUCAGACCAUGAGGAUUAUGCCAUCUAUGAAGAGGAAGCUUCCCUACAUGUUGACAUCAAACGAUUCACGUACGUAGAGCUCAAGCUCAUAACAAAUGACUUCCAAUCAAUCAUUGGAAAAGGAGGUUUUGGUAUUGUUUAUCAUGGCACACUGGAAAAUGGUGAUGAAGUAGCCGUUAAGGUUCUGAUGGAAACAUCAAUAACAGAGUCAACAGACUUCCUCCCUGAGGUACAAACCUUGUCCAAAGUUCAUCACAAGAAUCUUGUGACUUUGAAAGGAUAUUGCCAAAACAAGAAGUGCCUCGCUCUCAUUUAUGACUUCAUGUCGAGAGGGAAUCUUCAACAACUCAUAAGAGGAGGAGAUGACUAUAGUUUGAAUUGGGAACAACGACUUCAUAUUGCACUUGAUGCUGCACAAGGGCUGGAGUAUCUACACGAGUCAUGCACCCCAUCAAUAGUUCACAGAGAUGUAAAGACCCCCAACAUCCUUCUAGACAAGAAUCUGGUGGGGAUAAUAUCUGAUUUUGGGCUUUCCCGGGCUUUUAAUGAUGCUCACACACACAUAUCUACUGUUGCUGCUGGCACUCUUGGCUACCUCGACCCUGAGUACCAUGCAACUUUCCAACUCACAGUCAAGACAGAUGUUUACAGCUUCGGCAUCGUGCUGUUGGAGAUCAUCACUGGCCAGCCCCCGGUACUGAUGGAGCCUCAAACCUUUCAUCUACCAAACUGGGUACGCCAUAAGAUUGCCAUGGGCAAUAUUCAUGACAUUGUGGACAAGAGGUUGUUGGAUCAGUACGAUGCUGGUUCACUCCAGAGUGUGGUAGACCUCGCCAUGAACUGCGUCGAAAAUGCGGCCAUUGACAGGCCGACCAUGACCGAGGUUGUUUCAAGGCUCAAAGAGUUGUUGCCAGUAGUUUCAAGCGAAAAGUUGUCUAUUUCUGCUUCAACUAGUAGUAUGAACCCCAUGGAUGCUGAAAUUCGAAGGCAAUUUCAGUUGACGAUUUCUGGAAUAAGCAACGAGGAGAACUCCUUCCGGUCUGGUUAUACCGGUGGGAUGUCUGAAUUAAUCCCUUUAUCUGGACGGUGAAAG